UCAAUUGGUGGAUGAGAAGAACCCAUGAAUCGACAACCGUAAUCACGAUUAGCCAACGGCAAAGUCCGCUUCGAUAGAAGUACGUCGCGUCGACGACUUGUCAGAGAGAAAGUAAAAUUCUAAAAAGAAGCACCAAAACCACGGGGACUUUUUAUCGUGCGAUGAAAGGCGGUUGGCAAGGCUGCUGAGAACCGUCUGCGUCGUGUGUCAAAACAUAUGACGAUAAGGCGAGGAUUUUGACGAACCUAGAAAUUUGUAACAAAAAUUUGUACAAACGUCGGCAUAGCGGGUAAUAAAAACCGACGACAUCGAAGGGUCGAAACAGCGAGUUCGUCGAGGGUGCGGCGGACCUCGUCGAGCGAAAAUACCUGGCUGGCAUAGGGCUGAAAGGUGCGCGGAGGUACGUAGCCUGACUUGACUCAGUUUUCUCGUGUAUCUGACGUGUGUGGAGGUAGGUAGAUAGGUAGGUGGACAGGUAGAUUCAUAGGCAUCACUUCUCGUCGCACGCUUAUCGGAACACACCAUUAUUGCACGAGCAUCUCGCCGGCGGUGUCCGGAGCUUCGCUCCCUACCCCGGGUCGUCGGAAAUGUUAUACCGGACGAAAAAGCGUGCGGGAAACAAGUCAACCCGGUCCUAUACGAUGAUUGGUUGUCGGCUUUGAAAAUAAUUUAAAAAACGCGACAAAAGACGGGGUCCGAGACGACGACGACGACGACACACUGACAAUUAUUUUACGCAGCGAAAGAAUAAUAAGAAUAUCGAUAAUAAUAGAGAUAAAAGAAACGAUAAGAUAAGAGGGUAAUAAUUACCGAAUCGUUUAAUAUUGCAAAAUGUCAGAAAUCGACGCAGCACCGCCACCGGAAGUACCGGACAACCCUGAGAGCCGGGUAACUGUUACUCCUUCGACAUCAUCAUCGUCAUCAUCACCCUCGUCGAUAGCUUCGACGGCACCGACACCACCGCCCCUGCCACCUGUUCCACCAGUUAAUACCGUCAACGGCAUAGUCGGGGCGGAUAAUAAUCACGGACUUGCAGCGGCCAUUGGGCCCUUGAAUAAUAACAAUAUGAACAGGGCGAGGAACAACAAUAAUCAAAAUCCACUAUUCAAUGUUCGGGACAGGCUAUUUCAUGCCCUCUUCAUCAAGGCCGCCCUUGCCUACGCCAGAGCCUUCCCCAGACCUAUUCGACGAUUUAUUGAAUUUAUCGUAUUGCUCAAGGCAAUAACGUCAUUUUUCGUGCUGGCAUACAUCCACAUAGUGUUUUCCCGAGCACCAACCAACUGUUUGGAACACAUAAGAGACGACUGGCCUCGAGAUGGUAUUCUGAGAGUUGAGAUCCUCAGAAAUGGCGCUGAAGAUUAUACCAUAGAAAAGAGUUACGCCAAGGAGGAGAAGUUGAGGCAGGAAAAAGUCGAUGACCUCGCUAGCGUAUUAGGAAUUUUAGCUAGAGAUGGAUCAUUUUUGAACAUCGAACCUUCGACUGUCGAGGAAGACGCACAGGGAAAUGCUGAGGCGGAAAGCGAAAACGUUGCUAAGAAUUUCACGCAAACAGACGCCAACGUUGAAAUUGGAAGUCUGUCUGUUACUGGCGAUGUGCAAAGCCCGAAUUUAAGUACAACGAACGCGACGAUAAGUCCGCCAUUAUCAACGAAGCUGUGGGAUGGUCCAAGUAAUGCGGAACCGCUCGAGACAGGCUCCGAAGUGGUGGACGAAACGACGAUACCGCCUACGAACUCUUACGAAAAUGUUACCGAGGAUCAAUCGAACGAUGAAACGAAUGGCGAUCAUAUCAUUCAGCCAUUGAAAGGACAGGUUUCUGAAGUGGAGAAGAUAGUCAGAGCAGUUUUUCCAGAAGACGAAUACAUUGUCGAAUACUCGCUGGAAUAUGGAUUCCUGAGAUUAUCGCCAGCUGCACGACAGAGGCUUAACAUUCCGGUGAAAAUAGUCACCCUCGAUCCUUCGAACGAGAAAUGUUUCGGGGACGCCUUUUCCCGCCUUAUUCUUGAUGAAUUCUUAGGAUACGAUGACUUGCUGAUGGCCAGUAUAAAGACUCUCGCUGAACACGAAGAUAACAAGGGUUAUUUGAGAAACGUCGUGACUGGGGAACACUAUCGUUUCGUAAGCAUGUGGAUGGCUAGGACGUCUUAUCUUGCCGCAUUUUUCAUCAUGCUUGUGUUCACUGUCUCCAUCUCAAUGCUUCUUCGAUACUCCCAUCAUCAGAUUUUCAUCUUCAUAGUGGACCUCCUCCAGAUGCUCGAAUUCAACGUGACAGUAUCAUUCCCUGCAGCACCAUUGCUCACGGUUAUCCUGGCCCUUGUCGGAAUGGAGGCAAUCAUGUCCGAGUUCUUCAACGACACGACCACUGCUUUCUACAUAAUCCUAAUAGUGUGGAUAGCUGAUCAGUACGACGCCAUCUGCUGUCAUACAACCGUAACAAAACGUCAUUGGCUGAGAUUCUUCUAUCUAUACCACUUCUCGUUCUACGCAUAUCACUACCGCUUCAACGGACAGUACAGCAGCCUCGCUCUCGUUACGUCUUGGCUUUUUAUACAGCAUUCGAUGAUGUACUUCUUUCACCACUACGAGUUGCCGGUGAUUCUGCAACAGGCGCAGCUCCAACAGUUGCUCUUACGAAAUCACGGACAGCCCGUUCAACCCCCCACGCCGAGCACCGCGCCGACGACACCCGGCCCUUCGCCGACGGCGAGCCCUUCGCCAAGUCCCACCCCCGAGGGAACAACGCCCGCGGAAACAGAGCAGCAGCAAACGCAACGCAACUACGUUUCCGAGCUUUCGCAACUGGACCCCGAGCCUCCCUCAGGGCCCGAAGACGAGACACCUCCAAGGCGGAGAACUUCGGAGGAAGGGGUGCAUACAGGUAUCAUUGCAGAUGCUACAGUCCAAUCGGUUCAUCAACCGCGAGGACCGUCCUUAGAGAAUGGCGGUGGUGAGGCCAGUGCAGAAACCUCGACUUUGAGAAAGCCAGACGCCACCGCGACCUCUGGCGGUGACUGCUCAACGUCGGAAGAAUUCGAGGUCAUUGAGGCCACCAUAGACUCGCCUCAGAAAGACGAAACCGCAUCGUCGUCGUCGCAAAGUUCGAUCGUGACGACCGAUCAGCAGAUCAACGGAACAUCCCCCAAUGCUUGAAUCAACAACUCGUUGUAAUUUCCCUUCAUUAGGAAAGAUAAAAUGCAGAGGAAUGGAAAAUGGAAUCCACCUAACCGACCUCUGCGUCCCUGUUUCGAAGGUUAUAUCAAUUACGGAACAUUGGUAAACGUUUUGAUGGUCUACGUUCUGCAAGGUAAUCAAGAGGCUCGUUGUUAAUUUCCUUUCAGUAUAAAGGUAGAAGGAGGACGUAGGUAGACGAAAUCAAUCGAAGAAGAUGCAAAGGGUUUUUAAAGAGACUACACAUCAAAGACGGCAUUUUUUUUUUUUUUUUGUCUACAGUAUACACACUUUUUAUUUCUUCGUCUUAUCAUCGUAUGGAACUUGAUUAAAGUUGCGGGUCGAUAUCUUGCAGUCAAAUUCAGGUUAACUAACUGUUACCUAUAGAUGAUCUUUGGUUUUGAUCUCGAAUAAUUUCGAAAAUCUAUCUCAGCCAAUCGAAGAGUGUUGAUACGAUCAUCUUAGGUAAAACACUGUACAGAAAACUUUGACAAAUAGCUUAAAUAAAUGUCAAGUAUAAUAUAAAUAAUAAUGACAACAACAACAAAAACAAUAACAAUAAUGAUAGUAAGAAUGGUAAUCUUAUUACGAUAAUGGAGUAAUGUUGAUAAUGAUGGUAGGUAAAUAAAUGAAAUAAUAUCUAUAAAUUAUUAAUAUUAAUUGAUGUCAAUAAUUACGAUGAUGAAUAGUUAUCCAUGAAAAUAAUGGUAAUAAUAAGUCUUAUCAUUAUAUGUAUAUUGAUAUAAUAAGUAUACAGAUUUACACAAUGCAAUUCAAUCCGCGAUUUACGUAGAUAUAGUGAGAAAUAAAAGUUCCGUAAAUGGAAUGAAGCUCGUCACUUUGACUUACGUAAUACCGAUAUUACUGAUUACGAGUGAAUGAUUCACAGUUUUAUGGCACCUUUAUCAUGAUGAUAAAUCACUUGAUUUCGGACAUUUCCAUCUGGAAUAUUCACCAAGGAAUUGGUCGGUCAAAAUUUGAUUAAAACUUUUUUAAUUUCAAUCAAUUUAACCUGUCUUGUUUUCGUUUCUUAAAAUCUGUCGAUUCAAAUAUUUGGAUUACUUAAAAAUAAAAGAAAAUAGUACGCAAAUUUCCAAAAGUUCGUCAGCGUCCACUUGUUCGUAGACGAAGGUGAAUUCGAUACAGCUUGAUCGUGAACAUUUUUUCAUCGACAUUCUGAUAAUUUUUUACAUUCAAUUCCACCCCCCUCAUUCUAUCUUUAUCUAUUUACUAUAUUAUGUAUAAGUUACAUCUUUAGACUUAUACGAAAAUAAAUAUAUGAUAUAUUGAGAUAAAUCAACGAUACGUGGGCGUAAAAAGAGAGUGAGAAUCAUUGAGUGACCGAAUCUGUUUUCUCCACGCAUCUGACCGUGCAACGCAAUGGAUCAAACCCUCAUCGGUACUACCUAGAUAUUAUUUGUGAUACGUUUACCACUUACGAUUAGGAGAUACAUAUAGCAAGUAUAUAUAGACAUGUAAUAUGUAUGUAACGCGUAUGAAUUCUCACGUCAGAAAAUCCCUCGCGUCGCCAUACGUUGUUAAUCUCGAUGGAAAUUGAGAUGAAAAAUACUGAACGUCGUCGAUACGGUAUUUGUACGCGUAGCUUAAUAGCCGCAUAAUAUAUAUUCCUACAUUCGCGUGCAAAUCGCUUCAUUCGGAUAUGUCAACUAUAGGUACUUAUGUCGUAUGUAUGUAUGUAUGUAUGUAUGUAUGUAUGUAUGUAUGUAUGUAUAUUUAUUGUUUAUCGCCUUGACUAUGUUGGCGAUAAUGGCGACGUGACGAGUGAGAAUCUACAAGAGGAAUUAAAUUUCGGGCUUGAAUAAUUUCCCUGGCCGUUCCUCCAUAAACCGAACUUAGGUACGUUUUUGAAAGAGUCGUACAAUUUUUUCUGCAUUCGCCAAGUUUUUCCUAAAAGACGUUCACAAGCUAUGCGAUGUGUAACAAAAAAGAAACGGUCACAGCGGUGGGACGGCGACGGACAAUUAUGGUCAAUUUUUAAACCCGCACUGAAUAUCCUCUGUACCAUAAUAUUUGCCCGGUAUUUGUUAUAUUGGUUUCGAAAUCUGUUUGGUUGUACAUAAAUUAUUGUAUAGUAUACAAUAAACGCAAAGCUUUUAAUACCC
Messenger RNA from Neodiprion virginianus, 5291 nucleotides. RefSeq names its product membralin. Gene Ontology annotation, biological process: response to endoplasmic reticulum stress; positive regulation of ERAD pathway. Gene Ontology annotation, cellular component: endoplasmic reticulum. NCBI's taxonomy places the organism in Eukaryota, Metazoa, Arthropoda, Insecta, Hymenoptera, Diprionidae. The record is from RefSeq and is a predicted model, not a curated record. The transcript is spliced from 13 exons. The coding region runs from base 832 to 3150 and encodes 772 amino acids.